AUAACUUUGUACUUGAAACCGCACCGGAAUUUCGAUGCAGAGUGUCAAGUGCAUUUGGUAUGUUCACUCGGCUAUGACUUGAUAAUGACAAACAAGUUCACCAAAAUUAAACUUGAGUAGCGUGUGUAUCUUCUGCUUUCGCGCAGCACCUCGAAACCUGAGGCAGGUACUAGCUGGUAUCAUGCAAGUCUCCCCCGUCAACGAAGAGAAAGAAGUUCCCGGCGAGGACAGAUGGAAGUUUUUUCACAUUGUUGAGCUUGUUAUGAAAGGCCAAGGCUACUUCUACAAAAGAAGAGAAAAGUAUAAAUGCACUGUAUUUAAAGUCAACAUGGGUGUCAAGGGUAUCCAUGUUUGCGAUAAAAAAGGGAUCAGGGUCCUUUUUAACAUGGAAAAGAUUUAUAAGGAGGCGGCCUUUGGAAGACUGAACUAUAACAUUUGUCUGCUGGAUGGUUACACACCUUCAAUGUUCUCAAAUGGAGUUCCUCACGAAAAUCAAAAAACAUUUCUGAUGCAAAUCUGCAAAAUAGCUCAGCAAAGUACAAUAUUUGAAACGAGUGUAAAACUGAUCAAAGAAUAUUCCACGAUAUGGCAAAACGCAGAUUCUCAAUUGCAAUCCAACUGGGAAGAAAGCGUCAUGAAUCUCACAAGUGACAUUUUCACAGAAUCUUUCUUCGGAGUCAGAGUGGAUUCAAACGCAAUGUACACAUGCCUUAAGGGGAGUUGGGCAAAAGGAAGUAAAUUAAAAAAAGCAAUGGGGGGUGCAAGUUGCUUAAAGAAGGCCUUCCGAGAGAGCCCAGGUAUCGCCGACAUUGUCAAAAUCGCAGCCAAUUCAGGAGUCACAGAGGACCAAGCGUUAAUGGACGUUUUAUUUAUGCUCAAUUUCAAUUCGUACGGCGGUGUUUCUGGCGCUCUAAGGUCCUGUCUGGCUCGUCUAUUUAUACUAGAACAGGAAUAUAAACAGAAAAUGAGAAAUGAAAUAAUUACAGUGUUAUCAAACCAGGAACUCUCCAUAGAGGCGUUUAAGGAAAUGCCUCAUCUACACAACUUCGUCCUGGAGAUACUGCGCAUGCACCCGCCAGUGCCGGUUUUCUUUGGGAGAGCCAAAGACAACUUUAUUCUGCAAUCAGAGUGUGGCAACUUCAUCGUAAAGAAGGACGAACUUCUUGUGGGAAACGUACACAUGGCUCACAGAGACGAAAGCAUAUUCGAUCAACCGAAUACAUUCAUGCCGUCUCGUUUUGAAAACGAGGCUUUAUUAGAACAUAUCAUGUUUGGAUAUGGACCAUUUAAUGAAGAGCCCACGCCCAAAAAUCAUCACUGUCCAGGACAGGACAUCACCCUGACUGUGCUCAAGGUUGUAGUGUCACACAUUUUGCUAUAUUGCGAGUUUGCUUUGGUAGCACGCCCCGAGUGGACCGGCAAAAAAUUAAGAAGAGUUGGUUGUCCGGACAAGCCAAUGAAAUUGUCGUAUUUCAAAUACACGCCAACUGAGGCUCAAGUUGGCGAAGCACAACUUCAAGUGACGAGCAUAGAAAACGACUAGGAUCCGCUGUCGUGAACCUGGGGUCAAUGUACAACCUACAUACGAUCAGCCAUAAGGAAGUUUCCAUAGAAAAGGAACCUACGGUGGCACUCACCUAAAUACAUGAACUGAGGCGAAAUAGUAGCAAAUCCAAGAGACACUACGAUGCUCUCUAUUGAGAGGUCACAACCGAUAAGCAGGAUGUCAUGGCAAGGGCAUUAUGUUUGGCUGCACCAAAGGCACCACAUGCAUACACGCACCAGUGGAUAUUACAUACUACAUAUAGAAGUCUGAAGCCUUACACACUUUAAAUUACAUCGAAUUUAAAAUGAACACGCACCGGUGGAUAAGUUCCUAGAUGAGAAUUACUUAUGCGCGUGCAAUAUUGGAUAAUUUAUGUCACGUUUAUUUAAAGUUACCACAUGACCAACUUUUGUUGGUAAAACUUUCGUGAUGAGUUGUGUUUAAUGAGAAAAGUCUCUGGAGAGGAACGACAGGAAUUUUAGUAGCCAUAUACUUUACAAGCUAAACGUCUCUUUUAUAUGCAACAAACUGGUAGCGUAUCAGUUGAUAGAUGCCGGCUAGCAAUAUUUCGCUAGCUAACGAAACUUAACUUGGUAAAUCACUGAUCAAAUUCUCAUAUCAAACAGUUAAGGAAAUGUAUGCCUAAUCACAUGGAGAAUACAGUUAUGCUUGAAACUACCCACAUCACCCAAGCCCUUCCCGUCCUGUUCCGUUUACACAACGGGAUCAGAUACAAACAUAAAUUUAUGGUUAGCAAGUUAAUUUACUUUAAGUUUAUAAUAUAUGUACGUAACAAAAAAUACACAAUUAUCACAAUAAAGUACUUUAGAAAUUUUA
Orbicella faveolata is the source of this 2383-nucleotide messenger RNA. RefSeq lists its product as uncharacterized. Gene Ontology annotation, molecular function: iron ion binding; oxidoreductase activity, acting on paired donors, with incorporation or reduction of molecular oxygen; monooxygenase activity. Gene Ontology annotation, biological process: sterol metabolic process. The record is from RefSeq and is a predicted model, not a curated record. NCBI's taxonomy places the organism in Eukaryota, Metazoa, Cnidaria, Anthozoa, Scleractinia, Merulinidae.